AAUUUUCCGAUACGAAUCGUACUGGGAUGCAAUGCGAACGAUUAUCCCGACAAUUAUUUGAAACACGAAACAAACAAUAUUGGUUGGACGUGAUUUUGCAAACAUAUAAGUGUUUUGUACUCCGUGGAAUACACGAACCUAAAUUCCGCACGUUAUCGUCCUUCGCAGCACGUUCCUCAAGAAGGUCCACAAUAAUUCGGGAAUCAAUAGUAUCGUCUAUAUCCAGGUUCAUUAUUUUACGUCAUGUCUGUAUGUGUAAUUUACAAUUAUUUUUAAUCGUGUUUAUAUUUUACAGCUUGCCAAAACAGUACGAACUUCAUGAGAGAGCCAUAUGGAAUAUCGUAAAUUUGCCGAGUGGCAAACUCACUUCAGAUAACCGUUGUUCGGCAGAAAGGUUUUUACUGUCUUGGCUGCAGUAUCAUUACGAGCAACAGCGUGUGCGAGAUUGGAUGACCGAUCGCCGUGUAAUUUUAAAUCCGCGAGAGAAGCAGGAUGUAGCCGAGCACCGUAUGAUCCAAAAUUUUCAUCAUGAUUUGUCGGACAGCUUAGUGCUAAUCGCGGUUACCGUAGCCUACUGUCCUUUUCUGAUCGACGAAUAUUUUGGCAAUUUAUAUAUUUGUACGCGGAACAAAAAAGAGGCGUUGCACAAUGCUAUUUGUUUGAUCACUGCUUGGAGAAAGAUACGUCUUGGGUUUAUAAUUACCCCGAUGCAGCUAGUUAAUCCGAAUCAAGUGCAAAUGUUAAUGCUAGUCGUUUAUCUUUUCCAAAUAUUGCCAACAUAUGUGCCUUGCGCCAAGAUUAAAUUUAGCUGUCCACUAUCUCACACCGUAACGAAGCGAUUAAGCGUUUCGAAUCCGACCAACAAUACUGUAAAUUAUUUACUUUCGUUCGUAAACAAUACCAAUCGUUUUUUCAUUAUUUUGAAGCCUGCGUCGAUUUUACGUUUAAACGCGCACGGCAGUGGUCAAAUACAAAUACAAUUUCACGCCAGAAAAAUAAGGAAAACUAGAGUGUACUUGCUACUUUGUGGAUAUGCUGUUGGAUCACAUUUUGGAAGAAAUCAAACUAUCGUUUUGGAAGGUCAUAUCGAUAAUUUAGAAAUUUCUAACGAAUACACUAUACAAAGCAAACUAUAUGAGAUUGUCGACACAAGUUUGAGAAUCCGUGUACCCUAUCGAAAUGCAGCAGAGUACGAUAUUUGGAUGACGGAAGAGCGACCGAGUCAUCCCUCGAUCCUAAAAAUGCUACGAUGGUGUGAAUUGCGUGCUAGAAAAAUACCAAGAAGGCUUUUUCUGAAUCAGAAAUCGAUAAUCGUCGUUGAAGGUGUAUCAGAAGUGCAUUUAUCGAUCAGUGUAGCGUGCAUGGCACCCGAGCAACGAACAUUUUGGUUGAUCUUUCAAGCAAAGACUGGUGACUUCAUUAUACAAAUAAAUUCAAUUUGGCAAACAUCAAUUAAUGAUCAUAUCGUUGUCGAAUGGACGAGUCAAGGAGAAUGUAUUUGCUCAGAUCAUCAAAAUCGCAUAAAAAAUAUUUGUCCGUUUAAUAUUAACAUACUUAUACCAUCGCGAAACGUUCAACUCUGGAAAUGUGUUGCUGAAAUGUUUCAAAAAACUCUUGAAACCAAAGAACGUCAAUUCUGGUCUAAAUACUCAGGUACAUAUGUCGAACUACGUUUAAUACGAUGGUUGAUGGGAAAUGACAUCGAUUCCGCGGCUUUGGAAUUUAUCCAUAUCUUUAAUACCGCAGUCACAUAUAAAGUCACAAUUUCAGACAAAUCGAGUCCUCUUGUUAUGCCAGAAUUUUUCACUAUACAAGAUGUAAGACCGUCCUAUCAGCAAGUUCCGAUGAGCAUACAUGUCUUACCAUCAACUCCUCCAUUGUAUAAAACUACUAUUACUCUUACAUCUCUGGAUGGCAAAGAAUUUCGAGUAUAUAUCAUCGAUUGCUUACGAUCAUAAAGGCAAGUCAUCGUUAAUAUAUAAUUGCAUAUGGAUUUAAUAUAAAAACAAAUAGGAAAACGAGCUAAUGAAAGUCAAGGCGCAGAAAACAGAAGUUAUUUUCAAAAAAUUAAUUAUCCAGAUAUAUAGAAAAUUUGUAAGGUAACUGCUAAGGUCCUGUAUUCUGCAUCUUGGCUCUAAUUAACUCAUUAAUCCGCUUUAUGUUGUUUAUUAGAGUAUUUUCCGCGAUUUGUAUAUGAAUUAAUGUAAGAAUAAUUUAAUCAACUGUAAUUUUGAAUUCACUUUUCGCUUUGAUGUAGGCAGUUUAGAAUUGUGU
Messenger RNA from Formica exsecta, 2274 nucleotides. RefSeq lists its product as uncharacterized. The record is from RefSeq and is a predicted model, not a curated record. Bases 27 to 1958 code for a protein of 643 amino acids. Gene Ontology annotation, molecular function: protein binding. Lineage: Eukaryota; Metazoa; Arthropoda; Insecta; Hymenoptera; Formicidae. The transcript is spliced from 9 exons.